Molecule: messenger RNA, 531 nt
Organism: Pseudocercospora fijiensis CIRAD86
Lineage: Eukaryota; Fungi; Ascomycota; Dothideomycetes; Mycosphaerellales; Mycosphaerellaceae
Exons: 8
Coding region: 1-531 (176 amino acids)
Source: RefSeq, a predicted model, not a curated record
AUGCGAGUUGGUGCGAGGAUCCUCAAGAGACUCUGUCUGACCAGGAGGCAUUUAUCGUUGAGCAAGCAUGAAUGCGUAAGCCGGGAGGACCAGGAGCACAGCGACCAGCACUGCCAGCGAUGGGAGUCCAACAUGGCGAUCGAUUGUUCCACACCCCACGGCUUCACGUUCGGCGAGGCCAACUAUAAUUCCCAGUUUCAGGACGUGGCAGUCGGCAGUCAGGCUGCCGGUACUUCGUUGAGCAGCUACAGCACUUCUUCAUCUUUCUUGAUGCUACAGCAGCACAUGAACGGAGACGGAGACAAACCAAAGCCCGCCGGACGGUUUCGAAACGGCAACAGGAGGUUGGAAUUCGCUGUCGUCGGUGGUGGCCUGACUCUCUCCCGGAGCCGAGCGGUAGACCUGCAUUCCGAUGUUUCAAAGUUCCGUUCGUUCUUGUUCUUGAGAGGAGUCCAUCUAAAGUCCCGUAAGAGCGUCCGUGCACUAUCUCCACUUAGACCAAAUUACCGUCUAGUCGCGUAUCCGCCUUGA